AUGGCGUUCUCUAGAUGGCCCUCGUGUUUGGUGGUUCUUCUGCUCAUCGCUAGCUCGUGCCAAGCUCAACAAGUGAUUCGGCUUGGGUUCCUCCUACCGUAUCCUGAUGGCGACUCCGCCGUUCCGCAACGACUCGCCGACGAAUGGAUCUCCGCCGUCCGUGUGGCUCUGGAGGUGCUGGGACCCCAGUACGAGAACAACUUCGUCGUCGAGCCGUUCGUCCAAAACUCCGCAUGCGACGCCGAAGUUGCCGCUCAGGCUGCACAGCGGCUAGUCUACACGAACGUGGUCGGCGUAGUGGGUCCGGCGUGCUCCGAGGCCGUGAAGGGUGCGAACCCCGUGCUCAAGGCGGCCGGAAUUCCGUUUGUCUCCUUCGCCGCCACUGCCGACGGCUUCUCCAGCGACGUCGAGUACCCCACCUUCUUCCGCACUGUCUUCCCCGACGCGGACCAAGCGGUCGCCAUUAAAUCCGUCAUCGAGCACUUCAACUUCGACCAGAUUCACCUCUUCUAUUCGGACGAGAUUUACGGCACCUCGCUCGCUAAGGGCAUCAGGAACAUCUUGGGCGGGCAGCGCGUGCUGCAGCCGAUCAAGGUGUCGUACCCCGUGGACCCCUCGGCCCUCGACCAGCACUUCGCCAACAUGAAGCCCAGCAACGCGUCCGUCUGCGUCUUCGCCACGCUGCCCAACGUCGCGGAGGCCCUGUGGGAGACGGCGUUCCGGCUGGGCCAGACCAAGUUCCCGUACUGGUACCUGGGAGCUGAUGGCGCCGUUGCAUUUGACCUCGUUGGUGAAGGCAAGGACCUAUCCAACCUCACACACGCCUUGCAGGGAGAGAUUGGCGUCGGGCCUUACAAGGGCAACUACCAUCCGCGCACGUCGCCCUUCAACCAGUUCAAGGACUUCUGGGCCACCAAGACCCACGAGGAGUACCCUGGCCUGCUCACGCUCGACGCCUCCCCCCGGUUCACCGAAGCCCGAGCCUACGUCACCAACCUGAUUGACUCCAUCUGGGCAUUCUUUGAAGCUUUCAAGUCGAUUGUCGUUGACCAAGGCAAGGAGGUAACGGCGCCGCUACUGCUGGACUGCUUCCGAGGCAUCCCCUCGCAGUGUGUGGCGUUCAACGGCGCCUCUGGCACCGUCUCGUUCAACAGCACCACAGGGGAGAGGCAGACGGAGGCCUCUGCGCCCCAAUACGGGUUCUACAACCUCAUUGACGUCACCUGGAAGGAGAAGAGCAAGUGGGUGCUUGGCAGCUACGACAUCAACCCCAACCUGGACUACAUUGAGCGCCCGGGCCCACUGCCGCCCACUUGGAAGGUGGAUCUCAUGAAGCAGAUGGCCGCCCAGCCUGCCAUCAUCCCGGGCGGCAUCAACAAGCCGCAGGAGAUUUCAGACACUUUUGAUGACCUGCCCGGUGCCAAGGAGAAGGAUUACAAUACCACCACUGCCAAGGCGCCUGCACCCUCUGGUGGUGGCGGCGGGCCGAGCACGGGUGCCAUUGUUGCUCUCGUGCUGGUCAUUAUCGUCGCCAUUGGAGUGCUCGGAUACGGUGGAUGGUAUUGGUACAACCGCAACUACCGCCACCCCGAGCACCAGACGUUUGUUCGCAUGCUUUAG
Closterium sp. NIES-65 is the source of this 1620-nucleotide messenger RNA. NCBI's taxonomy places the organism in Eukaryota, Viridiplantae, Streptophyta, Zygnematophyceae, Desmidiales, Closteriaceae. The record is from the annotation of a GenBank genome assembly.